Molecule: messenger RNA, 759 nt
Organism: Cataglyphis hispanica
Lineage: Eukaryota; Metazoa; Arthropoda; Insecta; Hymenoptera; Formicidae
Gene: mRpS24
Product: 28S ribosomal protein S24, mitochondrial
Exons: 3
Coding region: 104-631 (175 amino acids)
Biological process (GO): translation
Cellular component (GO): mitochondrion
Source: RefSeq, a predicted model, not a curated record
UCUUUCUAAUGUUUGGCAUGUGUAUCGCUCGUGGCCGUGGCUUCGUUUAACAUAAAGUUUAUUUUACAUCCAAUUAAUUAAAAAACGGAAUCAUCAUUGCAAGAUGGUUUUGGAACAUGCAAGAAAUGUAUUAAAAUUUAUCUCCGCAAGUUAUAUAGAAAUAUUACCAAUUGUUCAACGAAAUCUUAUACAAAGAAAUUUCCAUGCGAGCACAGUUUUUAAUAAAUCACAAUCUGGACGUUACAAAGUUACGCUUAAACGAGAUAGACCUCUAACAUAUGAAAUGGCAAAUCCGCCUCAUUAUCUCGCUCACAGAAAAAGCUGGAACUCUUGGAAUACUUCAAAUAUAAAGGAUGGCAAUAGACCAUCUGAGACAGCUGUAGAAGAUAUGUUUAUUCGACAGUUCAUGAAAGGGACAUGGCAUAAUUUAUUCGCAAGUGAAAUUAUUAUUAAACGACAGCAUAAUAUUAUUAGGAUAGCUGGGAUUAUUACUCGUAGUAUAGCACCCUAUAAAAUAUACUUUUUAACUGGUUAUACUGAGGAACUCUUGAGUUAUUGGCUGCAGUGUCCCAUUAAAGUAGAAUUGGUCUCAACUAAUAAUAAAAAAGAUGUGAUAUUUAAGUACAUAUAGAAUCUGCUAUACAUAUAAACACAUAGCAUAAACAAAAUUAAUUAGAUCUUUAUUAUAAAAUAAUAUUUCUCAAUAUUUGUAUCAUGAUUAAAAUUUGCACAAUGUGAAAUAAAUUUUAAUCUGAUGUA